AGUGAUUGGACUGCUGUCUCAGAAAAACAGGUUACGCCAUAUUGUCAGAAUCCGAAGAGAGCCUUACACUUCAACACAAAAAUGACAAAAUAGCUGAUUUUAUCAUCUGUAGACGGAUAAGAUGGCGCACAUUGGGGCAAUGGAAGGUGCACCUUUGGAUGAUAGCUCUGCCCAGCAGGGGUCUGGUGUUUGCAUGCGUAGUCGACCAUGUUCCAGCGAGAGAGACGGCCAGGUGCGGGCUGUCAAAGCGGCUCUCCAGUCCAGGCUGGGGCCCUACGAGCCCGUGCUGACCUACCUACAGUCCGUCCUGGUGUGGGAGAGACCCUUACAGUGUGUGCUUCUCUACACGGUGGUCAACUUGGUGUUCUGGUUCUUCGCCCUGACCUCGCUGCGCCUGCUGUUCCUGCUGGCUUCUGGUCUGGCUCUGAUUGUCUGUGUUGAUACCUGGAGAAAUAAAAUCUGGCCAGAGAUUAGAGUCAGAAACCUGGAAGAAUCAGAAAAUGAGAGCUGGGGUCUGGUGCAGCCUGGCAUCCUCAGCGUGCCUGAACUGUGCCAUCACAUCGCUGAGGCCUGGGUCAGUGUAGCUGUCCUCACAUCCAGUGUGGUGCAGUACAAACAACAUAACCCCGGCAAGUUCUGCCUCCUGACCUGUGGCGUGUUCACCUGCGUGGCUGUGGUUGGACGCUACAUUCCUGGAUUAGUGCUCUCCUACUCUGCCUUGUGGGCCUCUCUCCUCGCUCCUCUGGGAGCCUAUCACAGGGUCUUUCAGCAUGUGUGCGUGAAGCUGGAUCCGGUCCUGCAGCGACUGGACUUCAGUGUUUGUGGGUACAUGAUGUCCAAGCCUAUUGAUAACCAGUUCCUGAGGAGGCCUCUCCGUGGUGCAGCCUCAGGUGAAGACAGUGACAGCGAGGAGGAGUUGGCUGCUUUCUGCCCCACGUUUGAUGAUGCUAUUGUUGCUAAAGAACUGGCACUGACUGAUUCCGAGCACUCCGAUGCUGAGGUGUCCUACACUGAUAAUGGGACCUUUAACCUGUCUCGUGGUCAGACCCCGCUCACAGAGGGCUCUGAGGAUUUUGACAGACACAGUGAUGCUGAGGAGUCCUUUGCUCAGGACCUCCCAGACUUCCCCUCCAUAAACCCUGACGCCACUCUGAUGGAUGACGACGAGGACACGAGCAUCGGUCUACCCAGUCUGGCCAUGUCUGGUCUGACUAGUCACCGCGCUUCAGUGAUGGAUAUGGACGCCCAUCUGGACUCUGAUCAGGAGGAUCUGGAUGAGGAGCUCUCUCUCAGUGGCCUGCCACCUGCCUCUGAUUUUGCAGGGGACUUGGCCGGAGUCAUCGCCAGCAACAUGAUCCAGGCAGCGCUGGCCGGGGCGCUGCAACCUCGGCCUCCUCCCCCCCGCCGCAGAGAAGGCCCUCCACGGGCUGGAGCCCACCGAAGCUACCGUAAGCAGUCCAGCUCUGAGCUAGACACAGACUUGGACGGAGAGGACUUUGAAAUGCUGGAUCAGUCGGAACUGAACCAGAUGGAUCCCCUCGCAGGAGGAGGGGGUAGUAGACGGGGAGAAAGCCAGGGGUCUAACUUCUUGUCUAACUUUCUGGGUAAACCUCAGUAAAAUGUGUGUGUGUGUGUUUAUGAGAGUGUGUCUGUGAGUGUGUGUCUUAAGUGCAACUUCAUGAGCAGUUUUCAUGUUGAGGAGCUGUGAUGUGAGAGAGGAAUUAGGUUCCAGCAGCCCUGCUUCUGAUUGGCAUCAGUUAUCACUGUGAAGAACCUGAUUUUUAUUUGUAUCUUCUCAAUCUCUUUUCUCCCGUACUUUCAAACCCUGAUCAUCCAGGAAAUCCUUUAUUUGUAGGCUGAGCAAUAGCAAAUGCAACAACAAACAUAAACCCCAUUCAAACAUUAAACAAACCAGCGUUAUUGACGCUUGUUGCAGAAUUGUAUUUAGGGGUACCUUGUCUAUAAUGUCUAUAAAUACAGAACAACAGUGCCCAUAAAAUCUACCUGCAGGUGGAGACAUACAGGGCUAUUUAACAUGGGACCAAAUAUGACAUUCCUGUUGGUUAGGCUGAGCCAUGUUACUUUGAUUAUGACAUUAUUGUACAGCAAUACAUGUAUUAAAUACUUAUACAUGUAUAUCAAUUAUUUUGUCAUUUGUAAAAGAUAAAUUAACCGCUCAUUGGUUUUGAUAAAUUUGAUAUUUGCUGUCCUUCAAAGUUAUCUGUCCAUGCUCUUUUACAUUAUUUCUUUAAUGUUGCUGGUUUACAGAUUUUAAUUAACGGUUUAUAAACACUCAGUUGUUGUGGAUUUAGACAGCGAUCCUCUUCCAUGAUAAUUAACAUUAGGAUAAAAGUUUAAUUUCUCCUUAUGACUUUUGCUUUUCUGCUGUCUAACAUAUGAAGGCAUCUCCAUGUAUUUUUGUUAGCUUGUUUAAUUUUGAAAACGCCCAUUACAGUCUUAAGAUAUCUGUCCUGGAGGAAAUCUUGAUCUGAGUUUUGUUGUUUAUUGUAUUUAAAGAGUUUUUCCCCUGGGGGGGUCCGUUUCUUUUUUCUGUGCAAGUUCAGAAUCUUGUUGUUGUUUAGCUUUCCUGCCCUUUAUUACAGCUCAAUAAUAUAUAAUGUCCUUGUUUAAUACCUUGUAUGUGUUUAUUUUCUUUUUUUAAAGUAAUGUUUAAACAAAUGUCCUAUGUUUUAUCAUCCUUGAAUUUCAUGUAGUUGACAGUCAUGCUGAAUUUUUUAGGAGAAGAAAUCAAGUAUUAUUGAAUUCAUGGAUAUUUUACUAUUUUAAUGGGGAAACAUGUUUACAUUUCAUCAAAGUUGAUGAUAGAAAUGUACCCUUCUAUCCUUUUUUCAGGGGGUUAGAAUGUAAAGGUUUACCGUGGCUUUGUGCUGGUCAGCCGGAUUUUCUUUUUGAUAGACAAAUCAUAUCACUUUACUGCGGAAAUGGCACUUAAAAUUGAAAUGAGCCACAGUUGAAUUUAAUUUAAAUGCAUGUAUCAAAUAGUUAUAAAAUGCUGGGAUUUUAAUAGCUGAAAGCAUUUCUUUAAAUGCGUUAUUUUCAAAUGGGAAUUGUAGCUGCAAAUGACAAGUUGGCAUGAUGGAUACAACUGCUGGAUCCACAUUUAUGGAGGUGAAAAAGAAAAACUGUGCACUGAUAGAAACUUGCUUGGAUUUUUAGGGUGAAAGGAAGAAGGAGGAGGAGGUGAACAAGUUAGACUUGAUUGUUUGACUUUGUUUUGCCACCUCAGUUAACCAGAAUGUCGCUCAUUGCUGCUCCAUGAAGAGUCUGUUCCUCAGUUUGAUCAUGUAACGUGCAUAGUAGUAUAUUUUCUUCUCUGUAACUGGUUUGAUAUGUUUUGAUGUGAAAAUCGUAUUGAAUAAAAUGUUUGCAAUUAA
This is a messenger RNA of Eleginops maclovinus (Patagonian blennie), 3395 nucleotides long. RefSeq names its product reticulophagy regulator family member 3 (gene retreg3). Gene Ontology annotation, biological process: reticulophagy. The record is from RefSeq and is a predicted model, not a curated record. The transcript has 10 exons. Bases 122 to 1618 code for a protein of 498 amino acids. NCBI's taxonomy places the organism in Eukaryota, Metazoa, Chordata, Actinopteri, Perciformes, Eleginopidae.